Molecule: messenger RNA, 2714 nt
Organism: Sesamum indicum (sesame)
Lineage: Eukaryota; Viridiplantae; Streptophyta; Magnoliopsida; Lamiales; Pedaliaceae
Product: 5-methyltetrahydropteroyltriglutamate--homocysteine methyltransferase
Molecular function (GO): 5-methyltetrahydropteroyltriglutamate-homocysteine S-methyltransferase activity; zinc ion binding
Source: RefSeq, a predicted model, not a curated record
ACAUUCCGAGAUCUACCAGUAGUCCCACCGCGACCGUAUAUUUUGCUCUAUAAAUUAGCCCAUUCACUCAUCUCCACAACUCGCGUCUUGCCUUCCCCCCUUCUGUAUCUCUACUCUCUCUCUCUAGAACGGGUCAGUGAUCUCAACUCCCCCCUUUCUAGCAAAGAAUAAUGGCAUCUCACAUUGUUGGAUACCCCCGUAUGGGACCAAAGAGAGAGCUGAAGUUUGCUCUGGAGUCCUUCUGGGAUGGCAAGAGCAGUGCCGAGGAAUUGGAAAAGGUGGCUACAGACCUCAGGGCAUCCAUCUGGAAGCAGAUGUCUGAUGCUGGGAUCAAGUACAUUCCCAGCAACACAUUUUCUUACUAUGAUCAGGUGCUUGAUACAACCGCAAUGCUUGGUGCUGUUCCCCCAAGAUACAAUUGGACUGGUGGUGAGAUUGGUUUCUCUACUUACUUCUCCAUGGCCAGAGGAAAUGCCUCUGUUCCUGCUAUGGAGAUGACCAAGUGGUUUGACACCAACUAUCACUUCAUUGUCCCUGAAUUGGGACCUGAUGUGAACUUUUCUUAUGCUUCACACAAGGCAGUGAAUGAAUACAAGGAGGCUAAGGCGCUCGGUGUUGACACUGUUCCAGUACUUAUUGGCCCUGUCACAUACUUGUUACUCUCCAAGCCUGCCAAGGGUGUUGAGAAAACUUUCCCACUUCUUUCGCUUCUUGACAAAAUUCUUCCAAUCUAUAAGGAAGUUAUUGCUGAAUUGAAGGCAGCAGGAGCUUCAUGGAUCCAGUUCGAUGAACCCACUCUAGUUUUGGAUCUUGAGUCUCACCAAUUGGAAGCAUUCACUAAGGCUUAUGCUGAACUACAAUCAUCUUUCUCUGGGCUCAAUGUUCUAGUUGAGACUUACUUUGCUGAUGUCCCUGCACCUGCAUUCAAAACCCUUACCGCGCUGAGUGGAGUUACUGGUUUUGGUUUUGAUUUGGUCCGUGGAGCUAAGACCCUUGAUUUGAUUAAGAGCGAAUUCCCUUCAGGCAAAUAUCUUUUUGCUGGAGUGGUUGAUGGAAGGAACAUCUGGGCUAAUGAUCUAGAUGCUUCUCUCGUCACCCUGAAGUCUCUUGAGGGCAUAGUUGGAAAGGACAAGCUUGUUGUGUCCACUUCCUGCUCGCUCCUCCAUACUGCUGUUGAUUUGGUAAAUGAGCCUAAGCUGGACUCAGAAAUCAAAUCCUGGCUCGCAUUUGCUGCACAAAAAGUAGUUGAAGUAAAUGCUCUGGCAAAGGCAUUGGCUGGACAGAAGGAUGAGGCAUUCUUCUCUGCUAAUGCUGCUGCUCAGGCUUCAAGGAAAUCCUCUCCAAGGGUGACUAAUGAAGCUGUCCAAAAGGCUGCUGCUGCUCUGAAGGGCUCUGAUCACCGUCGUGCUACAAAUGUCAGUGCCAGACUUGAUGCUCAACAGAAGAAGCUUAACCUUCCAAUCCUCCCAACAACCACCAUUGGUUCCUUCCCUCAGACCAUAGAACUCAGGAGAGUUCGCCGUGAAUACAAGGCCAAGAAGAUCUCCGAGGAGGAGUAUAUUAAGUCUAUCAAAGAGGAGAUUAACAAAGUUGUCAAGCUUCAGGAAGACCUUGAUAUUGAUGUUCUCGUUCACGGAGAACCAGAGAGGAAUGAUAUGGUUGAGUACUUCGGAGAGCAAUUGUCUGGUUUUGCCUUCACUGCUAAUGGGUGGGUCCAAUCUUAUGGAUCUCGCUGUGUGAAGCCGCCAAUCAUUUAUGGUGAUGUGAGUCGCCCCAAGCCAAUGACAGUCUUCUGGUCCACUGCUGCUCAGAGCAUGACCAAGCGCCCAAUGAAGGGAAUGCUUACUGGCCCCGUUACCAUUCUCAACUGGUCUUUCGUCAGAAAUGACCAACCAAGAUUUGAAACCUGCUACCAGAUUGCUCUGGCCAUUAAGGAGGAAGUCGAGGAUCUUGAGAAGGCUGGCAUUACCGUCAUCCAAAUUGAUGAGGCUGCACUGAGGGAAGGGUUGCCUCUCAGGAAGGCUGAGCAUGCUUUCUACUUGGACUGGGCGGUCCACUCUUUCAGAAUCACCAACUGCGGCGUCCAGGAUACAACCCAGAUCCACACCCACAUGUGCUACUCCAACUUCAACGACAUCAUCCACUCCAUCAUCAACAUGGAUGCUGAUGUGAUCACCAUUGAGAACUCUCGUUCUGACGAGAAGCUCCUCUCAGUCUUCCGUGAAGGAGUGAAGUACGGUGCUGGAAUCGGACCAGGUGUAUACGACAUCCACUCCCCAAGAAUACCCUCAACCGAAGAGAUUGCGGACAGAAUUAACAAGAUGCUUGCUGUGCUGGAAACCAACAUUCUGUGGGUGAACCCUGACUGUGGUCUCAAGACUCGCAAGUACACUGAAGUGAAGCCAGCCCUUGAAAACAUGGUUGCUGCUGCCAAGCUCCUGAGGACCCAGCUUGCCAGUGCCAAAUGAGCCAUCUUCAGUGAACCCCCCUCAUGAAUUCACCAGUUUGUUGCCUUCCCAAAUUUAAAGAAAUAUUUUCUUAUCAAUUUUAAUAACUGUCAUUGGUGAUGAUUGAUUAGGUUUACUGGUUUAGGCUCUCAGCCCAUUGGGCGCUUUAAUUUUUUCUUUUCUUGGUUUUUUUGGGGGCAUUGUCUUCUUUCUACUAUUGGAAUACUACUACUACAUUCAAGAAAUGCCUUAAUGCUUUUGGCUUAA